AUGGCCAGCACGGCAGUCCAGCUCCUGGGCUUCCUGCUCAGCUUCCUGGGCCUGGUGGGCACUCUGAUCACCACCAUUCUACCACAUUGGCGCAGGACGGCACACGUGGGCACCAACAUUCUGACAGCCGUGUCCUACCUGAAGGGGCUGUGGAUGGAAUGCGUGUGGCACAGCACCGGCAUCUACCAGUGCCAGAUCUACCGGUCCCUGUUGGCACUGCCCCGUGACCUGCAGGCUGCCCGGGCCCUCAUGGUCAUCUCCUGCCUCCUCUCAGGCAUGGCCUGCGCUUGUGCCGUCAUCGGCAUGAAGUGCACACAGUGUGCUAAAGGCACGCCUGCCAAGAUCACCUUUGCUAUCCUCGGGGGUGCGCUCUUCAUCCUGGCUGGCCUCCUAUGCAUGAUAGCUGUCUCCUGGACCACCAACGAUGUGGUGGAGAACUUCUACAACCCGCUGCUCCCCAGCACCAUGAAGUUCGAGAUCGGGCAGGCCCUGUACCUUGGCUUCAUCUCGUCCUCUCUCUCAAUCAUCGGUGGCAUACUACUCUGUCUGUCCUGCCAGGAUGAGGCGCCCUACAGGCCCUACCAUGCACAGCCCAGGGCCGCCACAGCCACAGCAGCCCCCGCACCCACAUACCGGCCACCGGCUGCCUACAAGGACAACCGGGCCCCCUCUGUGACCUCUGCCACACACAGCGGAUACAGGCUGAACGAUUAUGUGUGA
This is a messenger RNA of Orycteropus afer afer, 720 nucleotides long. It is a transcript of the gene CLDN14, whose product is annotated as claudin 14. NCBI's taxonomy places the organism in Eukaryota, Metazoa, Chordata, Mammalia, Tubulidentata, Orycteropodidae. The transcript has a single exon. The record is from RefSeq and is a predicted model, not a curated record. Gene Ontology annotation, cellular component: bicellular tight junction; plasma membrane. Gene Ontology annotation, molecular function: structural molecule activity. Bases 1 to 720 code for a protein of 239 amino acids. Gene Ontology annotation, biological process: bicellular tight junction assembly; cell adhesion.